ACAAAUAAAUGGAGGCUGCUCGUUUCGAAAUGAAGGAGACUAGCCUAGGCCUAGCAUUACUUCUUGAUGAAGCCGAUAGCAAAGCACCAAAAGACAAAUUAAAUAUGUCUUAUCAAUAUUCGACAAAUAUAUUGCAAGACAAUGGGUGCUGUUGAAAUUAGGGAAAUAAGCAAAGAAGAGCUAGGCCUAGGCCUAGACUAGACACACUCUUUUGAUCGCCAGGCCUAGGUCUAGCCUAGCCUAGGCCUAGCUAUUCGAGUAGCAGUAGGCCUAGGCCUAGUAUGCCUCUAAUAUAACAGGCUAGGAAUUGAUGCUACAUGUAAUGGAAUAACAACACAAGUUUCAGUGUAUACCGAUGUAAGAGUGUCUUCCAUUGGAUACCCAUCAUCAUAUUAUAAUAACAUGGACGUAUCGUGUACCUUUCACCCAUGCAGCCAAUGCGGUCUACGUUUGGAAUUCACUGACUUUCAGCUUGAAUCUGGCUAUGAUUAUUUACAAAUCUAUUAUAGCGGCCAGGUUCAGGGAUGGUAUACUGGAUAUAAUAGUCCUCCAGAUUACGUAAUGCCAGCAGGAAAUACACUAGUUAUCAGAAUGACAACAGAUUAUUCGGUUGUCAGGAGGGGAUUCCGAGCGAUUAUUACAGCUAUCGACGAAAUUCGACCAAGCGCAUCAUGUCCCUCUACGGUAGAUGGAUUCACGAAUCAGGGUGAUUCUAACGGCGUCGUUACGUUCCGUAUCUCAGCAUCCGAUAAUUCUGGAAUUGUUGACUUUGUAGCCAACUAUACAUCUGUAACCCCUGGUGGUGGAAGUGCAGAAACUAUCAACACACUGCAGUAUUCAUCAAACGUUGUGGCCACUUGUCCCAUUGGUAGUACUCAUGUAAUGUUUACCUUCAGGGACGCGCGGAACAAUCAGGCAUAUUGCCAUGUGAAAAUCGUUAUACAAGAUAAUGAAGAUCCAAUUAUAGGCUGUGAUGUGAAUAUUUUAUCAUGGAAUUUAAUUGAAACUAUGGAUGGCGUUGUCUACGUGUCCACUGACAAUGGUAGUCCCAAUGCGACAGUUUCAUGGUCAUUUCCAGUUGUUAGUGACAACAGUGGUGGAGCUGUGAAUAUUACAUCACGUCCAUACAGGUCUGGCGAUAUUCUACCAUUGUCAGAACAUCCAAUUCCUAUUGAGUUCAUGGCUACUGAUCCUUAUGGAAACUCAAACACGUGUACAUUACUUAUUAAAGUUCGAGAUACCGAAGAUCCCGUAAUUUUUUGUCCAAGAUCAGUUGAAGGUGCAACAGCCAGUGGACGCUCAUCUGGUUCUAUCCAAUACAACGUCCUUGCCAGUGAUAACGUCCAGAUCUCUACCAUAUAUUCUAACUUUUCAAUGAUAUCACGAAAUGUAAAUAUGCCAUAUCUUAAUUUAGAAGUUUCUGAAGACUUUCCAAUUGGUAGUACGACUGUGAUGUACAAUGUAUCAGAUAAUGCAGAUCCACUUGCAAACACAGCUGUCUGUUUUAUCGAAAUCAACAUUGAAGAUGAAGAAGAUCCAUUUAUCAGCUGUAACAUAAACAUCACCUCAAGGAAUUUGAUUGAAAUAACUCGUGACGUUUUCUACGUUUCUACCGACAACGGCAGUCCCAAUGCAACGGUUUCGUGGUCACCUCCUCUUGCCACUGACAACAGUGGUGAAGUUGUUGAAGUGAUAUCACGUCCAUACAGAUCUGGUGACAUUCUACCCAUAUCAGAAAUUCCAAUUUGCAUUGAGUUCAUAGCUACCGAUUCUUCUGGAAAUUUAAACAUGUGUACAGUAUUUAUUAGAGUUCUAGAUACCGAAGAUCCUGUUAUAUAUUGUCCAAGAUCAAUUGAAGGUACAACUGCCAGUGGAAGCUCAUCUGGCUCUAUCCAAUACAACAUCCUUGCCAGUGAUAAUGUCCAGAUCUCUACCAUAUAUUCUAACUUUUCAAUGUUAUCACGAGAUGUAAAUAUGCCGUAUCUUCAUUUGGAAGUGUCUGAAGACUUUCCAAUUGGUAGCACGACUGUAAUGUACAGGGUAUCAGAUAAUGCGGAUCCACUUGCAAACACAGCUGUCUGUUUUAUUGAAAUCAAGAUUGAAGAUGAAGAAGUUCCUUUUAUCAGCUGUAACAUAAAUAUUACCUCAAGGAAUUUAAUUAAAAAAACUGGUGACGUUUUCUACAUCUCUACCGACGACGGUAGUCCCAAUGCAACGGUUUUCUGGUCAUCUCCUUUUGUGAUUGACAACAGUGGUGAAGGUAUUGAAAUGAUAUCACGUCCAUACAUAUCUGGUGACAUUCUGCCAAUAUCAGAAAUUCCAAUUCCAAUUGAGUUUAUAGCUACCGAUCCUUCUGGAAACUCAAACACAUGUACAACAUUCAUUAGUGUUCAAGAUACCGAAGAUCCUGUUAUAAUUUGUCCAAGUACAAUUGAAGGUGCAACAGCCAGUGGACGCUCAUCUGGUACUAUCCAAUACAACGUCCUUGUCAGUGAUAACGUCCAGAUCUCUACCAUAUAUUCUAACUUUUCAAUAGUAUCUCGAGAUGUAAAUAUGUCAUAUCUUAAUUUAGAAGUUUCUGAAGAAUUUCCAAUUGGCAGCACGACUGUGAUGUACAGUGUAUCAGAUAACGCAGAUCCACUUGCAAACACAGCUGUCUGUUUUAUCGAAAUCAAGAUUAAAGAUGAAGAAGUUCCUUUUAUCAGCUGUAACAUAAAUAUUACCUCAAAGAAUUUAAUUGAAACAACUGGUGAUGUUUUCUACAUCUCUACCGACAACGGCAGUCCUAAUGCAACGGUUUCCUGGUCAUCUCCUUUUGUCAGUGACAACAGUGGUGAAGUUGUUGAAAUGAUAUCACGUCCUUACAUAUCUGGUGACAUUCUGCUAAUAUCAAAAAUUCCAAUUCCAAUUGAGUUCAUAGCUACCGAUUUUUCUGGAAACUCAAACACAUGUACAAUAUUCAUUACAGUUCGAGAUGAACAAGAUCCUUUUAUCAGCUGUAACUUAACUAUUACGUCAUGGAAUGUUAUUGAAAAAACUGGAGGCAUUUUCUACAUCUCUACUGACAGUGGUAGUCCUAAUGCAACGGUUUCCUGGUCUUCUCCAAUUGCCAGUGACAACAGUGAUGAAGAUGUUGAAGUGACAUCAUAUCCAUACGUAUCAGGAGACAUGCUGCCAAUAUCGGAAAGCCCAAUUGAUGUAGAGUUUAUGGCAAAAGAUUCUUCAGGAAAUACAAAUACAUGCUCUGUACUCAUCAUGGUGCGAGAUACCGAAUCUCCAGAAGUAUUGUGUCCAAGAACAGUUAAUGGGUCUACGGAUGACGGGAAGUAUUUUGGUGCCAUUCAAUACAACAUUACUGCAAGUGACAACGUCCAGAUCUCCUCAAUUUAUUCUAGCCAUUCAACAAUUCCAAUUGAUGUAUAUUCGCCGUUCACGUAUCUCGAAGUCUAUGACGAUUUUCCAAUCGGGGAGCGAAAUGUGACAUAUAUAUUUUACGAUGACGCCAACAACGUGGCUAAUUGUUCCAUCGUAGUAUCUAUUAAUGAUGACGAAGUUCCAUUUAUCAGCUGUCAAAUCAGUAUUACGUCAUGGAAUUUAAUUGAAACAACUGGUGGCAUUUUCUAUGUGUCCACUGACAGUGGUAGUCCCAAUGCAACUCUGUCAUGGACAUCUCCAGUUACAAGUGACAACAGUGGUGGAGUUGUUAAAGUGACAUCCAGUCCGUACAGAUCUGGUGACAUUCUACCAUUAUCAGAAAACCCAUAUCUCAUCGAGUUCAUGGCUACUGAUCCUUCCGGAAAUGCAAAUGCCUGUUCAGUACUAAUUAUGGUACGAGAUACAGAAGCUCCUGUAAUUUGGUGUCCAACAUCUAUCGAAGGGUUCACUAGGAAUGGACUUCCAACUGGUGUCAUUCAAUACAACAUUACUGCAAGUGAUAAUGACCAGAUCUCCGCUGUUUAUUCCGACAUAUCUACCGUAUCUCACGAUGUGCAAGCGUCUUUUAUUAACCUUGGGGUGUCUGAUAGCUAUUCUAUUGGAAAUACGACAGUAAUUUAUACGUUUCUCGACAGAGCAAUUCCUCAACCUAACAUUGGUACAUGCUCUAUUACAGUCACUGUUUAUGAUAUUGAAGAUCCAUCAAUAUCCUGCGAUAUCAAUAUAACUUCUGCGAACUUAGUAGAAGUAAAAGAUGGCAUUUUCUACGUCUCUACUGACAUUGGUAGUACCAAUGCAACAGUUUCCUGGUCAUCUCCUAUUGUCAGUGACAACAGUGACGCAAAUAUUCAAGUGAUAUCACGUCCAUAUAUAUCAGGUGAUAUACUGCCAAUAUCAGAAAGUCCAAUUGUCAUCGAGUUAAUGGCAAAAGAUCCUUUUGAAAAUUCAAACACUUGUACAAUUUUAAUACAAGUUCUAGAUAUUGAGGCUCCUGUCGCUUGGUGUCCUGCAUAUAUUACAGGUGUUACAGACGAGGGACGCUCAACUGGUGUUAUUCAAUACAACAUCACUGCAAGUGACAACGUCCAGAUCUCUACCAUUUACUCAAACUAUUCCAACAAAUCACUUGAUGUGUCUUCCUCAUUUGUUAAUCUUGAACUUUCAGAAGUUUUUCCGAUUGGAAGCACAAUCGUUACGUACACGUUUGCAGAUAGCAGAACUCCUCUAACUAACGCAACAACCUGUUCUAUACAGAUUGUAGUUGAAGACAAGGAACCACCAUUCAUAUCAUGCUUGACAAUCACGAUCACAUCGGGAAAUCUGGUAGAAUAUGAUAACUCUGGUAUUAUGUUCCUGCGAACUGAUGUCAGGAGUUCAACUGCUGUUGUCACUUGGGUACUGCCAGUAGUGACAGAUAACAGUAACGACUUGAUUCACUUGACUUCCAGUCCAUAUGAAUCUGGCGACUCCCUCCCAAUAUCGGAUAGCCCUAUAGUUAUUACAUUCAGUGCUGUUGAUCAGUCGCAAAACAACAAUAGCUGUUUUAUAAGAAUACAAAUACAAGAUGAAGAGCCCCCUACUGUCCGAUGCCCGAUUUCUCUUAUUGGUUUUACAGAUCGCGGACAGCCAUUUGGUACUUUGCAGUACAACGUCAGCGCCAGUGACAAUGUUGGGUUAUCUUACGUGCAGUGGCAUAAUGCGUUGAAAGCAUCUGAAAACGAUUCAUGCGUAUUGAAUUUAACUUACGCAGAAUUAGAAGUUAUAGAAGAGUUCCCAAUUGGCUUAACGUUAGUUACAUAUAAAUUUGCUGAUAAUGCUAGCCCGAUAAACAACAUUGCAGUGUGUACUGUAUGGAUUACUAUAGAAGAUAUCGAAAAGCCAGCAAUAUCCUGCCCAACGACUUUGUUUUCACGUGGUUAUGUCAUACAGGAGUCCGGUGUGUUCAAUAUCUUAGCAAGAACUAGCUUUUCAAGUUCAGAAGUCACGUGGUCGUCUCCAAUCGUAACCGAUAACAGUGGCGGAUUAAUUAAUGUGAUUUCAAAUCCCUAUCAAUCAGGUGACAUGAUUGAUAUAUCUAUCGAUCCCAUUACAAUCACCUUCAAAGCAACCGAUGAUUCUGGUAACGUUGGAACCUGUACUAUUCUAGUCCACGUUCAAGGCAUUAAUGGCUGUGAAUGUGGUCCGUGCCUAAAUGGUGGGGAUUGCUUCUAUAACAGAUUGGCAAAUGACGCCACAUGCCAUUGUCAGGAGGGGUGGAAAGGGGACUUCUGUCAGGAUAAAAUACCAAGGGCAACAAUUAUAGAAGGCUUGCAACAGAAUAUCACUUUAGAUAACGUAAAUGAACGUCUAUCAAAGCUCGAUGACAUCACAAGAGCAAAUGUAAACCUUACAAAUACCGAGAUGCUUGCUGUGUAUGAGACAUUACAUGUUGUAUCUACAAUGGGUGUCACUACAAAUUUGACUUCUGAGCAGUUCUUUGGCGUCGUUGAUAAUCUUCUUGAUAUCAUUGAAGAAAAUAAGGAUGUCUCCAUGUCUGGUAAUGAAUCUAUGCUUCUUAUGAUGGCCAUUGAAGAACAGAUUAAAACGACUGCUGGGUCUACAUACAAUUUCUAUCGCAACAGCGAGUACAUUAGUACAGCGACAGUAACAUUAAAUAAAUCAAAUUUGACUGAUAUCACGUGUGCAGUGACCAAGACCCGUGAGAUUGUGUUGAUUUCGGAUUGCCUAAAAAAUCGGUGCAUGGAUAACGAAUCAAUAAAGGAAUCAAUUACUCUACCUCUACAAACGACGAACAAAAUUACAACAAAUGUUGACGUAUCCUUUAUCGUUUAUCACAACGACUACUUGUUCCCGUCUAAAAGUACUCGUAGCACGUCAAGAAAAACAACGGGUACCAUUCUCGCAGCGUCUGUCUACGAAGAAGAAGCCAAUGACUUUGCGAAACCUGUCCAGCUCAUGUUUACAUCUUUAUCGAACACAAAUAUAAGCAGUUCGAAGUGUGUUUUCUGGGAUACAGCGGAUAGUGAUUGGUCGUCCAGGGGAUGUUGGUACGCAGGAAAAGAUGACGUGGGAAAGGUGAAGUGUCACUGCACACAUCUAUCAAGUUUUGCUGUAUUGAUGAGCCCCAACAUGCCUGGUGUUGCGACUGUGUACAGGACCAUGGCAAGCCGAGUUACAACUUACAUUGCGUGUUCAUUAGCAAUAAUUAUUCUGCUGUUCGCAAUAAUUGCAAUGCUUCGGGGAUGUUUAUUUUGUUUUAGGAUGUCGAGAAACGAUCGUAGUUUGUGGACAACUCAAUGCCUGUGUCUUUCAAACAUUCUUGUGUAUGUGUGCGUUGCUUGUAGCAUCGAUGCUUUCGAACCAGGCAGCGGUGGAUGUACAGUGGUAGCAGUCAGCCUCCAUUAUAUCUUGUUAGCCUGCAAUAUGUGGGUUGCCAUGGAGCUUCUGGUGGAUAUAAAACACACUGGGGUCACAUUCGAAGACGCUAAAGUGACGUCAGGAUUUUUCUUGAUUUUGUUUAUACUAGGGUGGGGUAUGUAUAUAUCAUAGAAUAGGUUUUUUCUAGUAUUUAUUAGUGUUAAUACCAUAGUGACAAUGUUAAAGACAUACAGUUGAACUUCGCCUUGAGGUUUAUUCAAUUGAUUCAUUUAGUUUUCAAGCAACGACACAUAACACACAUAAAACAAUAACAUUAACACACUGGUAGUACCCAUUGGCUCUCUAUGCUGUAUCUUGAAACCACAUUUAUAAAUUCAAAAACAUCGAUACAUUACU
Anneissia japonica is the source of this 7209-nucleotide messenger RNA. Its product is annotated as hyalin-like. Lineage: Eukaryota; Metazoa; Echinodermata; Crinoidea; Comatulida; Comatulidae. Bases 403 to 6984 code for a protein of 2193 amino acids. The record is from RefSeq and is a predicted model, not a curated record. The transcript is spliced from 27 exons.